Ogataea haglerorum is the source of this 447-nucleotide messenger RNA. RefSeq lists its product as uncharacterized. Gene Ontology annotation, molecular function: transcription coregulator activity. The record is from RefSeq and is a predicted model, not a curated record. Gene Ontology annotation, biological process: regulation of transcription by RNA polymerase II. Lineage: Eukaryota; Fungi; Ascomycota; Pichiomycetes; Pichiales; Pichiaceae. Gene Ontology annotation, cellular component: mediator complex. Bases 1 to 447 code for a protein of 148 amino acids. The transcript has a single exon.
AUGACUACUGAACUUUCGAACCCGAACAUAGAAUCGCCACUGGCCGCGGUAGAAGCCGAGCUCUCUUCAAUAAUUGAAACACUGAUACAUCUCGGUGUUCAAGUGCACGAUUUCCAGGGCACAGAGGAGGCCAAAAUUGGGCUUUCGAAUAACAUCAACAAGCUCAUAACUCAGUUGCAGUCGAUUUCGUCGAAAAAAGAUCUGCAGGACAUCUCUAUCCCGCUAGAGAUUGUGAAUUACAUUGAGGACGGACGUAAUCCCGACAUAUACACGCGAGAGUUUGUCGAUGUGGUGCGAAAGAUCAACCAAUAUCUGUUCGGAAAGUCGAUCGCCUUCGAACAAUUUCGAGACAUCUUGAGCGCUAAAAUCAAGUCCGAAUUCCCUGAUCUCGAACAGGAGGUCGAAAGUAUCAGGUCUAAAACCAAUGUAAAGGACGCCUGUUCAUAG